CCCGUAGCAUCUCAUCUGGCGCGUUCGGUUCCUGGUUACUCAUAAUAGUAAAGCCCGAACAUGGGAAGGUAUGAAUUGAUGGUCACUGAACGUAUUCAAGCGGAUAUGUGUAAACAAUUUAGGUAUUUGCAGCGUUGGGAUUUCUCUGUUACGGCCAUUUUUCUCCUACAGAGGAAAGCACACGGGUGUCAUGCUUUCAAUGAGUUAAGUGAAUGAAUUACUAGGGCGUGCUUAAAUAGUUGGCCAGAGUUGCUUGCAUUAUCAAGGACCCAAGUCUUCUCGUACCCCAUGUUGCAAUCCCCCCGUGUCUUAUACACAGUCAUAUCCUGUGGUUUGGUUGGCGUGGCACACAGUUUUCCGACAUUCCAAUGGCCCAACCCUCAACUGGCGUACGCGGAUAACCAGCUCUACGAGGGUGUAUUGGACAUUCUAGCACAAAAUUGCCCCGCGCGAGAGAACACAACUAUAAACGCGGAGUGGCUUCGCAUUGCGUACCAUGACAUGUCUACACAUGAUGUUGAUGAUGGAACAGGCGGGCUGGAUGCAUCGAUUCAAUAUGAGCUCGAUCGACCUCAGAAUAUUGGCCAAGGAAUGUUCGAUUCGCUGAAUGAUUUCAAGGCUUUCGAUAUUAUCGCUCCGUUUUUUGGAAUGGCGGAUACAAUCGCAUUGGGAGCGAUAUUUGCUGUCGCGGGAUGUGGAGGUCCUCUUAUCCCUUUCAGUGCUGGUCGUGUCGACGCGACUGAAGCCGGCCCAGCAACCGUUCCAGAACCCCAACAGGAUCUCGCCUCGCACACAGAAGCCUUCCGGCGCCAGGGGUUCACUCCCACAGAAAUGAUAGGUCUUGUUGCAUGCGGACAUACCCUUGGAGGGGUUAGACAAGUGGAUUUCCCGUUGGUUGUAACGGAUACUGAAGAUGUGCUUCAAACAUUCGACACCACUAUCAAUUUUGAUAACGCAGUUGUAUCCGAGUACCUUCAAAACACGACUCAAAAUAUCUUGGUCGUUGGACCGAACGUCACCACCAGGUCGGAUUUUCGAAUUUUCUCGAGUGAUGGAAACGAAACCAUGCAAAGCUUCCUUUCUUCCAACACGUUCAACGAAACUUGCGGCAACCUAAUUGAGCGGAUGAUCAACACUGUUCCCAGCGGUGUGACACUCACUCAACCUAUUUCCGAGCCAUUCGACUACGUUGUCGCCGGACCUUUGUUCUCCUAUCGGAAUGGUACAUUGUCUAUGGUCACCCAUUUGCGAGUCAUGACAGACAACCCCAGUCGUACAGUAACCAUGCUCUGGGCGGAUCGACAGGGAUCAUUCUGCCCGUCCACUGGAUGCACCACGCCUGCGAUAGACAAUAUCCAGGUUUUCUUCACUUUCAUCGGUAAUAUGCAAGGCCUUACCGCGGAUCGAUACGUGUUCAAUGCGACCAUCAACCCGGCCACCUCUAUCUCGAAGUUCUGGUUCGAAAUCAACGAAAACGACGGGUCCGACCCCAUCAUAGUAGAUAAUGGCGGCUCUGGCUUUGUGAUAGAACAGGAUUCGGUGUUUGUAGAUGACCGCCGAAGCGAAAAUGUUUUUGUGUCUCCCGCUUUUAGUGAAUUCACGAAAGUCGUCGUGGCGAUCCGUGGUGAUGCUUCUUCCAGCGUGUCAAUUACUACGUUUGAUCCAAAUUCGGAUGCUACGACUCCUCCUUACUUGCCUACGAUCACCACAACUAAUUUGCAACUCGACGACAGCAAUCCGGCAGAAGGAGGAUUCACUUUCUUCACGGCCAAUAUUAGUGGAAGUGUGAACUUUUUGAACAUCUCUGGAAAUGUUGGUGGUGUGUCAUAUACUCAAGAGAACUAUGACAUGACUGUGGUCGGUUUUCCUGUCGUCACGGUGGUACAGUCUGAGUAGAGAUGGUUUUUCGGUUUUUCAUUUCCUCU
This is a messenger RNA of Lentinula edodes (shiitake mushroom), 1925 nucleotides long. Its product is annotated as heme peroxidase. Gene Ontology annotation, molecular function: peroxidase activity; heme binding. Lineage: Eukaryota; Fungi; Basidiomycota; Agaricomycetes; Agaricales; Omphalotaceae. The coding region runs from base 289 to 1896 and encodes 535 amino acids. Gene Ontology annotation, biological process: cellular response to oxidative stress; hydrogen peroxide catabolic process; response to reactive oxygen species. The transcript is spliced from 8 exons. The record is from RefSeq and is a predicted model, not a curated record.